ACUAUUUAAUAGUUUGGCGCCAUUUAACAUAACCUUAACGUUUAUAAAAAGAAAGUGAUUUUUUUAAAAAAUGUCUCACACAAAAGAAGGGUUUGAUGAAACAUCACUACAAUAUGUGCUUCCUAUCUAUUACAAAAGAAUAUUUCCAUUCGAUUCGCUGUGCAGGUGGCUUUCAUACGGCAGCUGGCAUUACUUCGAAAUGCGAGAAUUCACCUUUGUAUUACAAGGCGAUCGUUAUGUACGUUAUUUAUCCUUUGAUAAUAAUAACGAAUUCGCACAAAAAGUAAAAAAGAAAAAUCCUAUAAAGAUUGACAUAGGUGCUGUGUAUAACAUGAAACCCAGCCUCAUAAAAGGAAAAACAACUUUUUUUCCCGAAGAAAGAGAAUUAAUCUUCGAUAUUGACCUGACUGAUUAUGAUGAUAUUAGAAGUUGUUGUAGUGGAGCAGAUAUAUGCCGAAAGUGCUGGAAGUUUAUGGUUAUAGCCUGCAAAGUGUUGGAUGCAGCUCUAAGAGAAGAUUUUGGUUUUAAGCAUUUGUUAUGGAUUUUUUCAGGUAGAAGAGGUAUCCACUGUUGGGUGUGUGAUAAAGCAGCAAGAGUGUUAGAUAGUGAAUGUCGUGAAGCUGUAGCAGGAUAUCUGGUACUCCUUGAAGGUGGUGCACACAGAUCAAAAAAGGUCAACUUGCCAGAUGAACAUUUACACACAUCAAUACAGAGAGCUUUAAGAAUCAUUGAUUCAUAUUUCGAAGAAGAUAUUCUUAGAGGACAAGACAUUAUUGGGACUGAUGAGCGUCUUAGAAACUUUCUUCAAAUAAUUGAUGAUGAUAUUAGACCUCAUUUUGAUGAAGUUUUAUCCAAUGCUAAAACUACUGUGGGAAGAUGGAAUGCAUUUGUACAACAGUUUGAUUACCUGCUUCAGAGACAGCAAAUUCCAAAACACCUUAGAAACUUAAAGGAGGAAAUUAAACUGCAAUAUUCAUACCCAAGAUUAGAUUACAAGGUUUCAAUAGGAAUGAAUCAUUUAUUGAAAUCUCCUUUCUCUGUUCAUCCAAAAACAGGAAAAAUUUCAGUACCAUUCAACCAAAAGCUAGUUGAUCGUUUUGAUCCAAUUUCAGUACCAACAAUAACAAGCAUUAUGGAUGAAGUAAAUGCAUACGAUGCGAAAACUAUGGAGCAAGAAUCAAGUGUUUCUGAUAUUACAACAGAAGAAAGUGUAGUUUCCAGAAACAUCAAAGAUAUUAAAAAAACAAGUCUAUUAAAACCAGUGACUAUUUUUAAUGAAUUUGUUAAGCAGUUAGAGAAGGAAUGGAGAAAAAAGGAUACCCAAGAAUAUGAUGUGGCCAUGGAAUUCUGAUAAUAACUUUUAAGUAAAUAGAAUCUAUACUUCUUCAUUUUUAAACAUAAAUGUUUAAGAGAAUGCUCUAU
Agrilus planipennis (emerald ash borer) is the source of this 1422-nucleotide messenger RNA. RefSeq names its product DNA primase small subunit (gene DNApol-alpha50). The record is from RefSeq and is a predicted model, not a curated record. Lineage: Eukaryota; Metazoa; Arthropoda; Insecta; Coleoptera; Buprestidae. Gene Ontology annotation, biological process: DNA replication, synthesis of primer. Bases 71 to 1351 code for a protein of 426 amino acids. The transcript has 6 exons. Gene Ontology annotation, cellular component: alpha DNA polymerase:primase complex.